UAUCAGUCAUACAGAAUGGCUCGCACUAAGCAAACAGCCCGCAAGUCCACGGGAGGCAAGGCUCCUCGAAAGCAGCUGGCUACGAAGGCAGCCCGCAAGUCUGCACCUGCCACUGGAGGUGUCAAGAAGCCUCAUCGUUACAGGCCUGGUACCGUUGCUCUACGUGAGAUCCGUCGCUACCAGAAGAGCACUGAGCUGCUCAUCAGGAAACUUCCAUUCCAGCGACUUGUACGUGAGAUUGCUCAAGAUUUCAAGACUGACCUGCGAUUCCAGUCGUCAGCUGUCAUGGCUUUACAAGAGGCCUCUGAGGCUUACUUAGUUGGUCUCUUUGAAGAUACUAACUUGUGUGCCAUCCAUGCUAAGCGUGUUACCAUCAUGCCUAAGGACAUUCAGUUAGCUCGCCGCAUCCGUGGAGAACGUGCUUAGGUCCCAACCUACGUAUACAUACAAACAGGCCCUUAUUAGGGCCACAAGAUAAUGUUAUUAAGAGAUGAUAUAGACU
Cherax quadricarinatus is the source of this 502-nucleotide messenger RNA. The record is from RefSeq and is a predicted model, not a curated record. Lineage: Eukaryota; Metazoa; Arthropoda; Malacostraca; Decapoda; Parastacidae.